This is a messenger RNA of Hyaloscypha bicolor E, 4549 nucleotides long. RefSeq lists its product as uncharacterized. NCBI's taxonomy places the organism in Eukaryota, Fungi, Ascomycota, Leotiomycetes, Helotiales, Hyaloscyphaceae. The record is from RefSeq and is a predicted model, not a curated record. Bases 1 to 4239 code for a protein of 1412 amino acids. The transcript has 9 exons. Gene Ontology annotation, cellular component: microtubule organizing center.
AUGGCGGAGGACGACGAGCACAUAGAUGUCGCAGCGCCCUCAGAAGAGCGACCCGUGACGGCGCGCAAGGAUUCGCGGAAGGUUCCCGGUGGCUUUGGGAUCGACGACGUGGAUGACCUCUCCCCGGACAAGGAGACCUUCGAAGACUCGAUGUUUGCGAACUCGGCGGCGCACGAGCAGAACAAGCGGAUACUAUCUCUCGAUCCUACGAGCCUGCCUCCCCUCCCUCCCCCGGCGGUCGACAGCAGUUUGUUGUACAGUCAGAGUCAGAACAUAGGGACCGGGAGCGAUGCCCGUUUUGAUGAUAUGGUGGAUGAGAGGGAGAUGCAGAGGCAUUUGAAUGAUGUGGAGUCCAGCUUUAUGCCUGUGCCGUCACCUAUUGGCAUAAAUGCGGAUGGGAAGAAGGGAGCGGAUGAUACCUACUUGUUUGAUGGAGCACAAUCGCAGAACGGUUUACAGCAGAGGUUGGAAGAAGCAGCAAGUAAGGUUACAGAUUCUACCAAGCCAGACAGAACAUCGUCAGAGGAGGACGAGGCAUACCAGACUGCCCGUGCUGGUUCCCCAAUUCCCGAAGAAUCUACCGUGGUCACUGGGAACACUACAUCAUCACUCGAAACCAUGUCCUCAUCCCCUACAGCAGCGGCUGCCGCGCGAACCGUCUCAAGAGCAAUAUCCAUGGCGAGUGCGGAUGGCCAAGAGUCAAUGAACAGCGAGGACGGCGAAAAUUCGCAGGAGCAGACAGAUAGCGAAUAUGAUGUGGAAGCAACACCAAGGAAGAGGGCUGGCUCACACGGCUCCGACGAUCGAUCCACCCUCCGUCACCACCUCUCGAAUCCUAGCCUCAACGCUGCAGAUGCAGGCAGCACACCGGGACAUGCUCUAAUGAACAACAAAACCAGACAGCCAAAGUUUCUGCGAAGUCGACAUACCAGCCAACAUUCCUCGGUAUCCUCUUUUGUCACGAAUCCCGAAUCACACGAAGGAAGUGAUCUUACAUUGGGCGCGGACUAUGCUCUACAAUCUGGAGGCGCAGCGCCUGGUGGUGGAAUGUCUCGAAGUAGCAGCAUGGCACUUUCCAGGUCGAUCAGCUUAGGAAGUAUGGCAUCGGGCAUUGGAGACUAUUCUGGAGACUCGCCAGAGCGCCUGGAUGGUUUAGCUACAUUGACGGAAGAAGAGCUAAAUCGCGAACGACGACCUCUGGACGAUGUUUCUCCCCCAGCAACACCACGAGCGACGAGCAGGACGCUCGCUGCUCCUACGGAUACGAUUAUCGCUCGCCAUGUACGAAAUGUCCAUGUCCCGGAAUCGGUUGCACAAGAGUACCGAGACAAGAAUGGGGCCUCCCCGAAUAAACGUACUGGAUUUGCGGUUUCUACACUUGGUCGGAAUGGCAAGAAUCUGACGUUGAAGGAACAGAGCAGUACCAUCGAGCGGCUGUCGAAGGAGAACUUUGACUUGAAACUCAAAGUCAUGUUCCUCAGUGACCGACUGGACAAGCUUUCGGAAGAGGGUGUGAAGGAGAUGAUAUCCGAGAACGUGGAGCUGAAAACUGGACUGGCCGUGAUGCAGCGAGACAACAAGGCUCUGAGGCGAAAGGUCAAAGAGCUUGAGAAGCAAUUAAAAGAUGAGGAGGACCGGCCUAGCACAGCUCAGUCUGGAACUUCAACAGGACAUCCCAGCCCUAAAUGGUUUGACCAAGAAGGCGCACAAGAACGAGAAGAAGAGCUGCUGUAUCUUCGGGAACGUGUCGAGGAAUACGUGACCGAAAUUGAGAAGCUGCGAAAUGAUAGCAUCGCUCGAGAGAAUGAAAAGCGAAAGCUGGCUGAAGUUAAUGUCGAAGCUCGAGAAGAGAUGGACGUCUGGAAAGAUCUUCUGGAGCAAGAGACUUCACGCCGAGAGCAAGCUGAUGAGGAUAACAAGAAGCUUCGAGAGGAGAUCUUCCGCCUCAAGACUGAAUCGAGUUCAGGCACCGGUCUUUCUGGACUCAGCCACACGACCAACAUCUACAAUAUUACGAAGAAACGCACACUCUCGCCUUCGCGACCAAGAUCCGGAAUUGCUGCCAGUACUCUUGUUGAAGAGCUCAGGAGAGAGAGCGAGCAACUGAAACAUGAGAAUGCUGAACUUCGAAGAGAAGUCGGUGCUCAAACUUCAAUGUUGACAUCUCGAAACCGUGAAAAGGAACGCCUAUAUCAAGAGAUCGAAGACUUGAAACUCGGCCAGCGGAGAGGAGGCGGUUCUGUGGCCGGUGAUAGCAUUCUCGAGCGCUCCGCUUCAAGGGCGCAUGAACGGUCGCUUUCACGGGCCAGCGCUGGGACGAGACAAACCAACAUGACUGAUGCCGAGCGGGAAGACUUCGAAAAUAAGCAUGCCGAGCUUCAUCUUCAGCGCGAAUUGGAGUCCUGUAUGGAAGAUUUCGAAACUGCAGUCGAACAGAAGAAGCAAGCCGAAUCUCUCGCAAAUGAACUCCAAGAAGCACUCGAAGUUGCUGAGAAUGAUCUGAUUACGAUGCAAACUGAUCGAGACGAGGCAUUGCAAGGGCAGGAAGAAGCUGAGAUCAUGUUUGAGUCGCUACGAAAAGAAGCUCAAGAAGAACUUGAUGGCUUUGCUGCCGAAGCUGAGGAGGCCAAUGCUGAGAUUGAACGUCUUCAAACGGAGCUGGCUGAUACUACCGAGAACUUCAAUGCGCUGCAAAAUGAGAUGCGGGAGAUGAGCGAAGGGAUUGUUCGAUUGGAAGACGAUCAUGAAAGCAAAAAUAGACGAAUCCAAGAGCUGGAGCGAGACCUUGACGACGCUAAUCGCGAGCUCGAACAGAUGGAGAAGAACCUUCAAGAAUCUAGCCAGGGCGAGAUUGCUUUCUUAAGGGAAGAGCAAGAUGCGGUCAGAAACGCCAGCGAGAGCCUGCAAGAAGCAAGAGAGCAGGUGAUUGCUGGCCAGGAGAAGCAAGAGGUUCAACAGUUCAUCAACGAGCUCAAUCGGGAAGCUUCUGUCGAAGCUGCGGAGUGGAAACAGAGACUUAUGGAGCUCGAGAGCAAUUUAAGGGAGGCUCUUGGCGACCUCAAUGGGACGAGGUCAAGCCUUCUAAACUCUAUUGCGAAACUCCAACGAGAACUCGAAAACACAAUGCGGGAUCUCGAUGCCUCCAAGGCAGCCGGUACUGAGAAAGACCGCCUUAUCAAUCAACGAGAUUCUCUCCUCGAAACCCACGCCCUUGAAUCCCGGAAGCUCGCUGAUAUGCUUGACAAGGAACGGCAAAUGCAUCGGAAUACGAAGCAUCAGUUUGAUACUAUCCAAAAGACCUCACAGCACAAAGAGAGAAAUCUUUCGCAACAAGAAUCUCGUAUUUUGGAGCUUGAAACCCGCCUCAAAGCUGAUCGUGCGAAGAUUUCAACAUUGGAAGCCUCCUUCAAGAGCAGUAUGGAGGAGCGCAACAACCUACUCCUCAACUUAUGGAACCGCCUGAGUGCACUCUGUGGCUCGGACUGGGCACACAACAACAGCCUCAUCAAUGGGCGCGCCUUGCCAUCGUUAGAAGCCGUGGGUACCAUGCUCCCUGGCUUUUCCAAGAAUCUCUUCGCGGCAGUCAAGACCAUCGAGACUCUGGUGGGAGAUUUCCGAAAUCGCAUUCGGGCGGUUGAGAAGGAUCUUUGGAAAGAGUAUCAAACCCUAGAAACAAACCUCGAUGUGCGCACAAAGCGACUCGACCGUCUGGAGACCAUGGCAAGAAGUGGCAUCCCUGCACUCAACGGCGAUGCAAAGGCGGAAAUCACGAGAUUAAGAGAUGCGAACAGAAUGCUGAAGACUGAGAUCUCUACCCUACGAGCAGCGAAUGAUGUCCGAGCUGGAGUCUACGCGGACCCAAGUCCCAGCCCCUCUGUCCCAACUGGACCGCGCAAUAAGGCAGGUGACAAGAGUCGCAAUUCAACGCUUACAAGGCAUCAGUCUGCCUCCGCGGUCGAAACUUUCGAACGCAUGUCAAAAUCACGUGCUGGCAGCUCUUCUGGUGGAGGAGAGAAGGGAAUGAUGGGCGCUGGCGGCAUGGGCGGUGAGGACUACAAGCCUGAUCUCAGGUGGCAAGUUCGGCUCCAGGAACUGGAGUACAAGUUGAAGGCGGAGCGGGAGGCGCGGUUAACGGACCGCUUUUCGGCGAAGCAGCGGCUGGAGGAGAAGAGCAGGGAGAAUGCGGAGUUGGCGAAGGAGGUGGAGAGGAGUAAAGUGCGGGCAGAGAUGGGACGGUAACACCGUAGCGAGGGGCAGGGGGCAGAUGUUGAGAGGGGGGACCUGUGUACAAUGUCAUAUUAUGCCUAAGAUGAGAAGCGGCGUUUGCGGGGAGCAUGGUAUGCGUGUUUUGCGUGUGCUUUUUGGGUGAAUGCAUUCAUGGGCCGAUCGCUGCUUGGAGGUGAGUGGGAUAGAGGGUGUAUACUAGAGGUUAAUUGGGGGUUUCUAUCAGUGACGAAUGGAUGACUGCAUGCUAUUAGCCAUGUGGCAGGACCCGAUUUUGACCGUGAAGUCACGAUAUGAGUUAAAUUUCACUCCUGGAUAAUGACUU